Messenger RNA from Brassica oleracea var. oleracea, 1525 nucleotides. RefSeq names its product shikimate O-hydroxycinnamoyltransferase. The record is from RefSeq and is a predicted model, not a curated record. Bases 138 to 1463 code for a protein of 441 amino acids. Gene Ontology annotation, molecular function: acyltransferase activity, transferring groups other than amino-acyl groups. NCBI's taxonomy places the organism in Eukaryota, Viridiplantae, Streptophyta, Magnoliopsida, Brassicales, Brassicaceae. The transcript has 4 exons.
CAAAAGUGGUAAAGCCUUUUUAGACUCUUCUUAUUCUUCAAUCUCUUCCACUUUCCCUGUAUCAAUCAGCUCAGGCGUAUUCUUAGCCUCGUCCUAGAUUUCUUGUGAAGCAGGAGCCUUAGAGGAUCGUGGAUCAGAUGAAGAUUCAUGUGAAGCAAGCUACGAUCGUGAAGCCAGCUGAGGAAACACCCAGACACAGUCUAUGGCUUUCCAAUUUAGACCUGAUACAAGUGAGGUUUCACAUGGGCAUCCUCUACUUUUACAACCCUUCUUCCUCCUCCUCAAGUCUCCCCAACACUCAAUCCCUCAUCGAUGCUCUGAGAAAGGUUAUUGUCCUCUUCUAUCCUGCCGCUGGGAGGUUACAAAAGGAUAAGAAUGGGAGGCUGGAGGUUCUAUGCAAUGGAGAAGGAGUAUUGCUUGUGGAGGCUGAGACUGAUUCUACUCUACAAGACAUUGGCUUACUCAAUCAAAGUUUGGAUCUCUCUCAACUUAUGCCUACUCUUGACUACUCAGGAGACAUCUCCUCUUUACCUCUUAUUCUCUUACAGGUUACAUACUUCAAAUGUGGAGCCAUCUGUAUUGGAAACUCUAUACACCAUACUUUCGGAGACGCUGGCUCUCUUGUAUGUUUCAUGGAAGCAUGGUCUAGAACUGCUCGGGGACUUCCGGUUAAGAUAACUCCGUUCUUCGACCGCACAGUUCUCCGUGCACGAGACCCUCCUUCCCCUGUGUUUCCACACACUGAAUACAAACCACCUCCGUUCCACAAUCCUCCCGUGGAAUCCCUGGCUUACAGAUCAAAUCCUGACUCUGAUUCUGGAGUUGCCAGUCUCAAGCUCACAAGUCUCCAAGUGAAAGCUCUUAGAGCCAAAGCAGAGGUUGCUGGUAGUACUUAUGAGGUUCUGGUGGCUCAUAUCUGGCGUUGUGCUUGCUUUGCCAAUGAAGAUUUAGGAGAAGAGCACUUGACGAGGUUGCAUAUAAUAAUUGAUGGGAGGUCAAGACUACAACCGAACCUUCCACAAGGAUACAUUGGGAACACUCUCUUCCACGCUCGUCCCAUAUCCUUGCUGGGUGAGUUUCGCAGAGAGCCUUUCAGCGCAACAGUGAAGAGAGUUCAUGAAGAGAUAAAGAAAAUGAACAACGAGUACUUGAGAUCAGCGAUUGACUGUCUAGAGAGACAUCCUGAUCUUGAUCAGCUGGUUCCUGGUGAAGGCAAUCCGAUCUUCAGCUGUGCAGCAAACUUCUGCAUCGUUGGUUUACUCAAGAAGACAGUUUAUGAAUUGGAUUUUGGAUGGGGAAGGCCUUUCUUCAAGAGAACUUCACAUUUGAAUGAAGGGAAAGGUUUUGUGGGUAUGAGCUUAGACGAAGAAGGAAGCUUUAUUGUGUUCAUGUGCUUAAAGAAGACUCAGCUUAGUAAAUUUCAGAAGCUCUUCUAUGAGUUUCUCAAUGUAUCUGCGUUGUGACAAUCCCAAACUUUUCGUCUCAGUUGUGUUUAUGUGUUUAAAGAAGGAAGCUUUCUUGUGUU